Molecule: messenger RNA, 417 nt
Organism: Neospora caninum
Lineage: Eukaryota; Apicomplexa; Conoidasida; Eucoccidiorida; Sarcocystidae
Product: NAD-dependent epimerase/dehydratase, related
Exons: 3
Coding region: 1-417 (138 amino acids)
Molecular function (GO): GDP-L-fucose synthase activity
Source: RefSeq, a predicted model, not a curated record
AUGUUUUUGCUCAGCACUGGUUCGCCCCACCCCUCCAACGAAGGCUACUCGCAUGCGAAGCGAAUGCUCGAAGUGGUGGUCCGCCUCCAUCGGCAGCGCUACGGCCACCAGUGGAGAUGCGUGAUUCCCACGAACCUCUACGGCCCCUUUGAUCUCUUCUCUCUGGAGAAGGGCCAUGUCCUCCCCGCUCUCAUCCACAAAGCUUUCCUAGCCUCGCAGAAAAACACUCCGCUGGUCGUAGGCGGCAGCGGCGCACCUUUGCGGCAGUUUCUGUACAGCGAAGAUGCAGCUGAAAUUAUUCUGCGUGUUCUCGAGGCGCCGACGUUGUCAGAGGAAGAGAGUCUCAUGAUUCUCGCGUCGGAUGGCGACGCGCCUGAAUUCUCGCUCUCCGCUGAGUCCCCGUCGCCGAGCCCCUGA